GAGCGCAGCGAGGGGAGGAACCUGCAGGAGCCUGGGCCAAAGCCGGCCGGACCUCCCGCGCCGCCGCCGCCACGCGCCCCAUGGCUCCCGCCGCCCUCUGGGCCGUGCUGGCCUUCGGACUGCAGCUCUGGGCCGCGGGCCGCGCCGUGCCCGCCCAGGUGGUGUUCACCCCCUACGCCCCGGAGGACGGAAGCUCGUGCCAGUGGAGAGAAUACUAUGACGAGAGGGCCCAGAUGUGCUGCAGCAUGUGUCCUCCUGGCUACCACGUCCAGUCUUCCUGCACCAAGACCUCAGACACCGUGUGUGCCCCCUGCGAGGACAGCAUGUACACCGAGCUCUGGAACUGGGUGCCCGAGUGCUUGAGCUGUAGCUCCCGCUGCAGCUCUGAACUGGUAGAAGCUCAAGCCUGCACCCGGGAGCAGAACCGUGUGUGCGCCUGCAGGCCCGGCUGGUACUGCGUGCUGAAGAGCCAGCACAGGUGCCAGGUGUGCGCACCGCUGCGCAAGUGCCCCCCUGGCUUCGGUGUGGUCAAACCAGGAACCCCAACAUCGAAUGUGGUGUGUGCUGCCUGUGCCCCAGGGACCUUCUCAGACACGGCGUCAUCCACAGACACUUGCAGGCCCCAUCGGUUCUGUGAGUCGACGGCCAUCCCUGGCAAUGCAAGCAUGGACGCGGUCUGCACGCCUGUGCUCCCCUCCCUGCGUGUGACCACAAGCGUAGCCCUCAAGCCCCAGGCAGCGUCCACAAAAUCCCAACCCAUGGAGCCCACUCCAGGACCCAGCACAGCUGCCAGCAUGUCUGUCCUGCUCCCCGUGGUCCCAAGUGCCCCGGCCGAAGGGCUCAGCACCGGGAACAUCUCUCUUCCAGUUGGACUCAUUGUGGGUGUGACAGCCUUGGGACUGCUAAUGAUAGGGCUGCUGAACUGUGUCAUCCUGGCCCAGAAGAAAAAGAAACCCUUCUGCCUGCCUGGAGACGCCAAGCCUCACCUGCCUGCUGAUAAGGCCCAGGCAGCUCCUGGCUCCGAGCAGCAGCACCUGCUGACCACGGCGCCCAGCUCCAGCAGCAGCUCCCUGGAGAGCGCGGCCAGCGCUUCGCACAGGGGGACGCCCACCAGGAACCAGCCACAGGUGCCGGGGAGGGACCAGCCCACUGGGUCUGGGGAGGCCCGUGCUGGCUCCGGGAGCUCAGAGUCCUCCCCAGGCGGCCACGGGACCCACGUCAAUGUCACCUGCAUCGUGAACGUUUGCAGCAGCUCUGACCACAGCUCGCGGUGCUCCUCCCAGGCCAGCUCCACGACGGGGAACGCGGACCCCAGCCCCUCCGGCUCCCCGAAGGACGAGCACGUCCCCUUCUCCAAGGAGGAGUGCCCUGUGCGGUCCCCGCGCGGGGCCCCCGAGACUCUGCUGCAGAGCCUGGAGGAGAAGCCCCUGAACCUGGGCGUGCCUGACGCCGGCAUGAAGCCCAGUUAACCAGGCCGGCAGGGGCCGCGUCGCCGCUGAGUGGGCUGGCCUCGGGGUCUCCCUGGCCCCCACGCCCAGCGCUCUGGCUCCUUCUAGGCCACGUUCCUUUAGUGGCCUCCACAGCCUGGCAGGCAGGGAGGAGGCAGGGAGAGUCAGAGAACCCCUCCGGUCAUGGGCAUCCUUCUCCCGAGGCUAGCUGGACGUGCUGGGCAGCCCCGCGGGUCCGGGUCCCUGCCGCUCUGAGCUGCCCCCUCGCUGGGCCUGUGGCCCUGGCUUCUGAAACCCUUGUUUCAUCCCUGGGCUCUGGCUCCCCGGGAGGUUCCAGCGUCCAGAGAGGCCGUGGGGGAGGAGGGCGCGGUGGGAGUCAUCC
Molecule: messenger RNA, 1830 nt
Organism: Myotis lucifugus (little brown bat)
Lineage: Eukaryota; Metazoa; Chordata; Mammalia; Chiroptera; Vespertilionidae
Gene: TNFRSF1B
Product: TNF receptor superfamily member 1B
Biological process (GO): positive regulation of membrane protein ectodomain proteolysis; positive regulation of oligodendrocyte differentiation; extrinsic apoptotic signaling pathway
Cellular component (GO): membrane
Molecular function (GO): tumor necrosis factor receptor activity; tumor necrosis factor binding
Source: RefSeq, a predicted model, not a curated record